This is a messenger RNA of Phacochoerus africanus (Common warthog), 2734 nucleotides long. RefSeq names its product solute carrier family 39 member 11 (gene SLC39A11). Bases 117 to 1142 code for a protein of 341 amino acids. Gene Ontology annotation, cellular component: membrane. Gene Ontology annotation, molecular function: zinc ion transmembrane transporter activity. The transcript has 10 exons. The record is from RefSeq and is a predicted model, not a curated record. Lineage: Eukaryota; Metazoa; Chordata; Mammalia; Artiodactyla; Suidae. Gene Ontology annotation, biological process: zinc ion transmembrane transport.
CACGUGUGCGGGAGGGAAGCAGGAAGUGACUCUGGGAGUGGAGCCGGCGAGCCAGCUGCUGCGGGGGCUGAUGGAAGUGGAGUGGGGGCUUGAGAGGGCACCCUACCGUAUCCAGCAUGCUCCAAGGCCGCAGUCCCGUGUCCCAGGCCUUGCUGGGCACCUUCUUCACCUGGGGGAUGACGGCGGCUGGGGCGGCCCUCGUGUUCAUCUUCUCCAGCGGACAGAGGCGGAUCUUAGACGGAAGCCUUGGCUUUGCUGCAGGGGUCAUGUUGGCGGCUUCCUACUGGUCCCUCCUGGCCCCAGCGGUGGAGAUGGCCACAUCCUCUGGCGGCUUUGGGGCCUUGGCCUUUUUCCCUGUGGCUGUUGGCUUCACCCUCGGAGCUGCUUUUGUCUACGUGGCGGACCUCCUGAUGCCUCACCUGGGUGCAGCAGAAGACCCCCAGACGGCCCUGGCCCUGAACUUGGAGCCUGCGUUGUUGAAGAAGGCUGAUCCUGAGCGUCCCGGCCUGCUCUUCCCGGAGAGCGAGCUUUCCAUCCGGAUAGGUAGAGCUGGGCUUCUUUCAGACAAGAGUGAGAAUGGUGAGGCAUAUCAGAGGAAGAAGGCGGUGGCCACCGACCUUCCCGAGGGCCCUGCUGCCCCUGUGCCAUCUCAGGGGAACCUGGUGCAGCCCGGCGGCAGCAGCUGGAGGAGGAUUGCGCUUCUCAUCUUGGCCAUCACCAUACACAACAUCCCAGAGGGUCUUGCUGUUGGAGUUGGAUUUGGGGCUGUAGAAAAGACAGCAUCUGCCACCUUUGAGAGCGCCAGGAAUUUGGCCAUUGGAAUCGGGAUCCAGAAUUUCCCGGAGGGCCUCGCUGUCAGCCUUCCCCUGCGAGGGGCUGGCUUCUCCACCUGGAGAGCCUUCUGGUACGGGCAGCUGAGCGGCAUGGUGGAGCCUCUGGCUGGGGUCUUCGGUGCCUUUGCGGUGGUGCUGGCUGAGCCCAUCCUGCCCUACGCUCUGGCCUUUGCCGCUGGCGCCAUGGUCUAUGUGGUCAUGGAUGACAUCAUCCCCGAAGCUCAGAUCAGUGGUAACGGCAAGCUGGCGUCCUGGGCCUCCAUCCUGGGUUUCGUGGUGAUGAUGUCGCUGGACGUUGGUCUGGGCUAGGGCUGAAAGGCUUCCAGACCCCAGGGAAGGCAGCACAGGCAAACCGCCAUGGUUGGCUUCUGCAGGACCACAAGCCUCUUUCUUCACAUUAAAACAUGUUUCCCUUCCCCCUUUCAUCUCAUGACCUUGAUUGACUGUGAUUAUAAGAAGACAGUCUUUUUAGUUUUCUUUUGUGGGAGAUAGUGGUUUUAUCUGGAAUUUCAAGUUGCCCCAGAACUAUAGAUUUCUGCUUGGCCACUAAAUGGAAUCGCUCUUCGGUGGGGUUACCCAGGACCUACAGAUCAGGGAAAUCUUUGCCUUUGUAACCUUCAGUCUCCCUCGCCAGACGCAAUGCUGACUCCUCAAGGUCACCGACAGAAGCAAGCUACCAAGAGAGGCGUCUCCUAAGCAUCCUUGCCUAGUGACUGGGCGCAGAAUGGCCAGGACAGCGCUCCUCCGUCCCCUCCUGAUCUUUCACUGCUGACCCCCCCAUCCAGACUGGAGCUGGAGCAUCCUGGACAAAGCACCCUGCUUGCCAAGGUCGAAGGAGGAACAUACCUUCCUCUGCCUCCCCGCAGGGAGAUGUGAUGUGGGACGAGGCUCAGACAAAGGGAAGCAAAUCAGGCUAGUCUCUCUCUCUCUUUUUUUAAGGCAAAGAUUGACUCAUGGACGUGAAGGGAAUUAAAACCACUGUGAAUGCACAGUGGGCCCUGUGAAAAGAGGGCAGAGCGAAGCUUUGAUCAGAGACCUCUGCUCUCUCUGAAUUCCCAGAGCAACCUGGUUUGCCAUGGUUUCCAAAUCCCCAGGUGUGUACUUUGCUGAGUCCUUCAUUUCUCUAAGACACUCGGGGACACCAGCAAACGGCUAGAACGCAAACCUUUCAGUUACUUGUGGCAGGAACCAUGUAAGCUAAUUUAUGUGGGUGAAAGAUAUUUGGAAUCUGCACUGGAUCCUUCUCCGUUGACCAUUUGGUACCUGUAUCCUGACCCAGACCUCUUAAGCUGCAGCAGGCAUUGCUGGAUUUUGGCCAGAGAGCUCAGAAUGAGGAAGGAAGGGGAGUAGGAAAAGAAGAGUUAUUUUUUUAGAAAAUUUCCUCUUUUAAGGUAAAUUUGAGCCAAGUCAGCAUUCUAAAGUGACCCUGAAGAAUGACAUGAGUGAGACUUAGAAGCCAACUGCUCCUUCCUGUGCACAGCUUCUCCAGCAGGGGUGACAUGACUUGUCUGCUUUAGAUAUAGCAAAGGCCUGCCUUCCCCUCUGGUCAAAAGAGCAUAUGGGACCUUGAGUGGGCUCCGCUCAAUAGCCAGGUAUUCUGGCAUUGGGUGAGCAAUGCCUGCCCUGCGUUGACGUGUCGCAUUGCUUCCAAGGGUGAAUACACUGUCCUGUGAAUGCCCUAAGACCCUACGCUGCAUCUAUGUAUGUUCUUUCAGAGCACUGAUGAUCAAAACGGAAAAAACACUCAAAGGUUUGAUUGGUUGAGGGUCAUUGGCUCAGUGGUUGGCACAUGUGUAUUUUUAUGUCUUUGUAUGUAGUUCUACAAAAUGCAGACUUCUUUCUGAUGGAUAAGACCUCACAACUGUGAUGAAUAUCAAUAAAGGGGGUACUGUUGGGGAUGA